Messenger RNA from Lecanosticta acicola, 268 nucleotides. NCBI's taxonomy places the organism in Eukaryota, Fungi, Ascomycota, Dothideomycetes, Mycosphaerellales, Mycosphaerellaceae. The record is from the annotation of a GenBank genome assembly.
AUGGUGUCUUCCAAGGGCGAGCCAACCGACCCCGAGCUGCGCGAGCGGAUCAAAGAAGAGGUUAAGCAGGAGGAGAAGGGUACGUACGCUCCCAAGGUACGACCGUACUCUAUGCAAGCUAAUGCAAAUAUAAGGUGGUGGUAAGGGAAGCUGGUCAGCAUGGAAAGCUGCAGAAUUGUCAAAGCGAUAUGAGGCCGAAGGAGGGGAUUACAAAGACACCGGCGACAACAAGAACAAGGCCAAAAAGGGCGAGCCUGAGAAGAAGUAG